GGAAUCGCGAAAUAUAGCCCAAGAAUUUCAAAGUAGAAAUCUAUUUAUAUUCGUAACUUUCAGGUUUUAACUUUAUUUUCGUGCUGAAACUUGGAUCGUUAUUUUUCGUAUCAGCAUUAUUAGUUCGCCUCACAUGCCGCCCGAAUUUCGAUGACCAUUCGCGCUUUUUAACGUUUUGUAGUUGUAUUUUAUUUUUAUUUAUACCAUUUGAACAACUACUUUAUAUUUAUUAUUAUUAUAUUUUUUUCAUUAUUUGUUUUUUAUUAUUAAUUAAAAACAUUUAGAUUUAUAAGAGCACUAACAAGAGAGCAUGGUACUUGCAACUCGAGAAUUUGCUGGCGGUAGUAGCCGUUCAGAUAGCACAAAUCCAAAUUUUAAUACUUUAGAAAUCGAAGAAUUUAACUUUGAAGAGAAUCAUGAUAUAUUGGAAGAUAAUGAAAGUGUCAAUGGGACGAAUGAUAGUAAGCCAUUAUUAAAAAAUACAAACAAAGGGUCUUUCAAAGGAGGAAGUAUAGUAGUAAAUUUGUCAGAAAGUCAAAGUGGUUUGUCUUUUGUCCAGAAUGUUUAUCUAGAAGAAGAAGACCUCAAUAUCAUUUUAAUGGGGUACCAAUUUAAUCGCUUUCGCCUCUACUUAUAUUAUAUUCUUUGUUUUUUGACUGGAGGGGCACUGUAUCUUCUUGCACGAUGGUUCCCAAAAAUGUGGAUUUGGUGGAUUGGAAAUGUUUGUAUAAUGGGAAAAGCUGAAUGGGUAGUCGUAGAGAAUCAAUGGGGCGAAAUUGCGAUUGAAUAUGUAAAUCGAAAAUAUUAUGGAGGAACUAUUUCAUCUGUAUUUUCAAUUGAUCAACUCGACGAUGAAGAUGUAGCAUGUCAUAAAUCUUAUCCUGAUGAAAUAUUGCAUUAUUUGCAUUAUUUUGAUCAUCGUUAUAUAAGAUUUAUUUGUCAUCCUGGAAUUGGAAAAUUUUUACAAAAUAGUUUUUGGAGAGAUCCAAGCUGGACAUCUACUAGGAUCUUAAAAAAAGGAAUCACUCGUGAUGUCCAUAAUGAACGUGAAAUCAUCUUUGGACCGAAUGUAAUUGAUAUUCAGGAGAAAUCUACUUUACAAUUAUUAACAGAUGAGAUUUUGCAUCCAUUUUAUAUUUUUCAAGUUUUUUCAAUAAUACUUUGGGCUCUUGACGAGUACUAUUACUAUGCUGCAUGCAUUUUUAUCAUUACUGCUACAAGCGUUAUUAAUACUCUCAUAGAAACAAAACAGACCAUGCGUCGAUUACGUGAAAUGUCAAAAUUUGUUUGUGACGUGAGAAUAUUUCGCAACGGAUUAUGGCGAUAUGUUUCAUCAGAAGAAUUAGUACCUGGAGAUAUAUUUGAAAUCUCUGAUCCAAAUCUACACGUUUAUCCAUGCGAUGCAGUUUUGUUAACAGGCGAUUGUAUAGUAAACGAAAGCAUGCUUACCGGAGAGUCAGUUCCAGUUUCUAAACUACCCAUUACAGAUGCAACAUUACGUAUGUUGGAUUUAACAGCAGCUAAUGUUCGACCUGAAGUUUCCAAGCAUUUUCUUUUUUGUGGAACAAGGAUUGUGCGAGUUAGAAAAGCCAAGAGUAAUGGUAUAUCGGACAAUAAUGAUGAUGAAGGAGUAGCAUUGGCAUUGGUUGUCAGGACAGGAUUUAAUACAACAAAAGGUUCUCUUAUUCGAUCAAUGUUAUUUCCAAAGCCAAAUAAGUUUAAAUUCUAUCGUGAUUCUUUUAGAUUUAUUGGAGUUUUAGCGUUAAUAGCUGUAAUUGGAUUUUUUAUAAGUACUAUCAAUUUUAUCCGAAUGGGAGUAAAAUAUCACAUCAUUAUAGUACGUGCUCUAGAUCUUAUUACUAUUGUGGUUCCCCCCGCUCUACCUACAACAAUGUCUAUCGGCACAAGCUUUUCUUUAGCAAGGUUAAGGAAAGCACAAAUAUUUUGCAUAAGCCCUGCAAGGGUUAAUAUAGGAGGGAAGUUGAAUGUUAUGUGUUUUGAUAAGACUGGUACACUUACUGAGGAUGGUUUAGACGUACUUGGGGUACGUUGUGUGGAUCAACCAAAAAACAGAUUCUCAAACCUUCAUACAUCUGCCGAUACCCUUUCUAAUAUAAAUUUGAAUGAUCCUUCUGUGGACAUUAAAUCCGUAAGGGGAUCUGAUUUUGUAUCAAUCUUAUACGUUAUGACGACUUGUCAUUCUCUUAAGCUUGUUAAUGAUGAAUUAAUUGGCGAUCCUCUUGAUCUGAAAAUGUUCGAGUUUACAAAAUGGCUAUUGGAAGAAAGUGGACAAAGCAGCUCACGCCCUUCAAGUGGUGCAAAAAUUUCAAGUAGCGCUUUGACUUCUUCAGCCCAGCCUGCAACUUCGAUGAUAAGAAGUGGUAGUAUUAUUCCAACAGUUGUUAGGCCGCCGGGUAGUGAGCAAUUCAAUUUGUCUGACCUAUUGAACAAUGAAAACACAUCAUAUCUAGAACUCGGUAUUAUUCGAACAUUUGAAUUUGUUUCUUCAUUACGACGUAUGAGCGUUUUAGUUAAACGAUUGCGAAGUCCAACGAUGGAAGUUUACGUUAAAGGGGCGCCGGAAGUUAUGCGUGAGAUUUGUAGACCAGAUACCAUUCCAGAUGAUUAUGAUGAAUUGUUAAAUUAUUAUACUCAUCAUGGCUUUCGUGUUAUCGCAUGUGCAUCCAAAAGCUUUAAUAAUUUAAACUGGGUGAAGGCACAAAAAAUCAAAAGGGAACAGGUAGAACAAGAUUUACAAUUCCUGGGAAUCAUUAUAUUUGAGAAUAAGUUAAAAACCGGUACACCGCCCGUUAUUGAAAAUCUUAUGCGUGCAAAAGUUCGACAGAUUAUGUGUACAGGUGAUAAUGUUCUCACUGCCGUAAGCGUAUCACGUGAAUGUGGAUUAGUCAAUAAGAAUACAAAGACGUAUAUACCAAGGUUCACUGAGGGCUCUUCCGUUACACCUAGAGCCGAAAUUGUGUGGGAAAAUUUGGACGAUCCGAAAGAUUUAUUAAAUUCAAAAACUUUGAAGCCGUUAACUCAACGAGAAUCAAAUUAUUCCAACGAGUAUCCGCUUCUCGACGCUCCUAAAUAUGACCUUGCUGUUACAGGUGACGUAUUCCGAUGGAUGGUAGAUUUUGCUGAUGAAACUGCACUUUUUACGAUGUUGAUCAAGGGGCAAAUAUUUGCUCGUAUGUCACCUGAUGAAAAGCACGAACUUGUAGAAAAAUUACAACUAAUGGGAUAUUGUGUGGGAUUUUGUGGAGACGGCGCCAACGAUUGUGGUGCUUUGAAAGCAGCAGACGUUGGGUUGUCAUUAUCUGAGGCUGAAGCUUCUGUAGCAGCACCAUUUACCAGCCGCACAAUGGACAUUGGUUGUGUUAUAGAGGUUAUCAUAGAGGGGCGUGCGGCCUUAGUAACAAGCUUCAGUUGUUUCAAGUUCAUGGCUUUAUAUAGUAUUAUUCAGUUUACCACUGUCAGUUUGCUAUAUUCUUUCGAUUCUAAUCUAGGAAACUUGCAGUUUCUUUAUAUAGAUUUGUUCUUAAUAUUACCAAUUGCGAUUUUAAUGGGUCGCACGGAGCCUUAUCCACGUAUAUAUCCUAAACGGCCUACUGCGAGUUUAGUUUCUCUGAAAGUAUUGACAUCUCUCAUUGGUCAAGUUUUAAUUCAAUCAGGAUUCCAAUUUUUUGUUUAUUUCUUAAUACGCAAGCAACCUUGGUAUACACCUCCAAAUAUCGAUCCAGAUGGUAACAAUAUUGCUAGUUAUGAGAAUACCACAUUGUUUCUAUUAUCAUGCUACCAAUACAUUUUAAUUGCCGCAGUCUUUAGUGUCGGUCCACCUUAUAGAAAAUCAAUGUUUAGCAAUGUUCCUUUUAUCCUCUCAACAAUUUUUCUCACAUUUCUUACGUCCUUUAUCCUCUUCUUUCCGACUAGUUUAAUGCAACAAAUAUUUGAGCUUGUAAUUAUUGAAAAUUAUUUUAAAUUGUGGAUUUUGUUUAUCGCGACAUUAGACUUUAUCGUAUCAUGGUUAAUGGAAAAAUAUGUAUUUGGACGUAUUGCGCAAUGUAUUGGAAUUUUAGUAAAUGGUAAAGUAAAGGUACAAAAGAAAUUAUACAAAAAAGUACAGAGUGAAUUGUAAAUUACUUUGAAGAAUUAUUUACAUUAUAUAUUUAGAAUUAAUUGAUAUUUAUGAGGGGACAAUAAUAACUUAAGCUAGUUAAUUUGGAAAUCCAAUUAUUUUUUUGAAUCGAAUUUUAAAUGUUUAUAUUCUCCAUCUUUAAAUUGCUUAGACCACUAAUUAGAAAUAAUAAUUAGCAAAAUAGAUCAUUUUUCAUAAUAAUAGAAGGAUAUUACCAUACCAUCAUUGAAGGAAUCCAUUGAUUAGGUUCGUUAUGUCGCCAUUCUCUCUCUGCAGAAAUUUUCCAAACAAACCCCACAAGGACAACAAUACCUGUCGUGAUUAUAGUAGUAUUACUUUUCCAAUUAGCUGGUCGACUCCACCACCCACCGGC
This is a messenger RNA of Rhizophagus irregularis DAOM 181602=DAOM 197198, 4511 nucleotides long. RefSeq lists its product as uncharacterized. The record is from RefSeq and is a predicted model, not a curated record. NCBI's taxonomy places the organism in Eukaryota, Fungi, Glomeromycota, Glomeromycetes, Glomerales, Glomeraceae. Gene Ontology annotation, molecular function: ATP binding; ATPase-coupled monoatomic cation transmembrane transporter activity; ATP hydrolysis activity. Gene Ontology annotation, biological process: transmembrane transport; intracellular calcium ion homeostasis. Gene Ontology annotation, cellular component: membrane.